This is a messenger RNA of Rhinolophus ferrumequinum (greater horseshoe bat), 2995 nucleotides long. It is a transcript of the gene FBXL2, whose product is annotated as F-box and leucine rich repeat protein 2. NCBI's taxonomy places the organism in Eukaryota, Metazoa, Chordata, Mammalia, Chiroptera, Rhinolophidae. Gene Ontology annotation, molecular function: protein binding. The record is from RefSeq and is a predicted model, not a curated record. Gene Ontology annotation, cellular component: SCF ubiquitin ligase complex. The transcript is spliced from 17 exons. Gene Ontology annotation, biological process: SCF-dependent proteasomal ubiquitin-dependent protein catabolic process. The coding region runs from base 596 to 1975 and encodes 459 amino acids.
GGUGUGGUUGACACCUUUAUCACACCUCCCAAAUCAGGGCUGCUUGACUUGGGUAGGGCCCGAUAUUCGGAUUCUUUCAGUUUGGGCUGGAAGUCUACAUUCUAAGUAAGUGUCCCACUGAAUUCUGCUGCAGGGGGUCCCUGCCAUGAAUUGAUUCCUUCUUCCGCUCACCCCCGUCCUGUCUCCCGGCAUUAGCACCGUUUGGUGAAAGAUGCAAGAUUUGCAUUCCUUGUAGGUAGAGUAAUAAAUAUCAGUACUGUUGUAACGGGGACUCUGGUGGCACUCUACAGUUUACAAUCCCUUCUAUCUCCAUGUACUGAUCAACAAAUAUUUAUUGAGCACCUACAGCGUGCCUGCCCUGUUCUAGACCCUGAAUGAGGCUACAGUCUGUCCAAAAAAUGCUCACACUUAAAUAAUAACAGUUACUUAAGGAAGAUUGAAGAAGUGAUGGGUGCUAAAAGAAACAGAUGAUUGUCUCCAUGACAAUGAACUAGGACACAGACUUUGAAAGAUUAUCUACUUUCUUUUUAAGGUUUUCUCAAAUAAUGAUGAAGGCCUUAUUAACAAAAAGUUACCCAAAGAACUUCUUUUAAGAAUGCUGUUCAGCUUGUUGUUAAAUUUUACUUGGUCUAAUCCAGAAUGUACUAAGUAUGUACAUAACAUUGGUCUGGAUUCUUUUUGUAAUGUGCACUCCAUGGACUUUUUCAAGGACGGGUGCCUUCACCUCCUGCUGAUGCCUUACAUAUAUAUUCCAGGGCAGCCUAACAGAAUAUUUUCCUUUUUGGAUAUAGUAACUUUGUGCCGAUGUGCACAGAUUUCCAAGGCCUGGAACAUCUUAGCCCUGGAUGGAAGCAACUGGCAAAGAAUAGACCUUUUUAACUUUCAAACAGAUGUAGAGGGUCGAGUGGUGGAAAACAUCUCAAAGCGAUGCGGCGGGUUCCUGCGGAAGCUCAGCUUGCGAGGCUGCAUCGGUGUUGGGGACUCCUCCUUGAAGACCUUUGCACAGAACUGCCGAAACAUUGAACAUUUAAACCUCAAUGGGUGCACAAAAAUCACUGACAGCACGUGUUAUAGCCUUAGCAGAUUUUGUUCCAAGCUGAAACAUCUGGAUCUGACUUCCUGUGUGUCCAUUACAAACAGCUCCUUAAAGGGGAUCAGUGAGGGCUGCCGAAACCUGGAGUACCUGAACCUCUCGUGGUGUGAUCAGAUCACGAAGGAUGGUGUUGAGGCCCUGGUGCGAGGUUGCCGAGGCCUCAAAGCCCUGCUCCUGAGGGGCUGCACACAGUUAGAAGACGAAGCUCUAAAACACAUUCAGAAUUACUGCCAGGAGCUUGUGAGCCUCAACUUACAGUCCUGCUCACGCAUUACGGAUGGAGGCGUGGUACAGAUUUGCAGGGGCUGCCACCGGCUGCAGGCCCUCUGUCUUUCUGGCUGCGGCAACCUCACAGACGCCUCUCUCACAGCCCUGGCUUUGAACUGCCCGAGACUGCAGAUUUUGGAGGCUGCCCGAUGUUCCCAUUUGACUGAUGCAGGCUUUACACUUUUAGCUCGGAAUUGCCAUGACCUGGAGAAGAUGGAUCUUGAAGAAUGCGUUCUGAUAACCGACAGCACACUCAUCCAGCUCUCCAUUCACUGUCCUAAGCUGCAAGCCCUGAGUCUGUCCCACUGUGAGCUCAUCACAGAUGAUGGAAUUCUGCACCUGAGCAACAGCACCUGUGGCCACGAGAGGCUGCGGGUACUGGAACUGGACAACUGCCUGCUCAUCACUGAUGUGGCCCUGGAACACCUGGAGAACUGCCGUGGCCUGGAGCGCCUUGAGCUGUAUGACUGUCAGCAGGUUACACGCGCAGGCAUCAAGCGGAUGCGGGCUCAGCUCCCUCACGUCAAAGUCCAUGCCUACUUCGCGCCUGUCACGCCACCAACAGCAGUGGGAGGAAGUGGACAUCGGCUGUGUAGGUGCUGUGUCAUUCUCUGACAGCACCUGCCCAGGCCCAAGGCACGAGGAGGUGUCCCUUCCUCCAGAGAAGACCGUCUUUCUGACCUUUUCCACUGUCACCGAAAUCUGUUGAUUCUCCAUUGGGAAAGGCAUUUACAGGUAAAAGACUUCCGUAGGGAUUGCAGUAACUCUGGUGAUAGUUUUCACCUUUAUUCUGCUGCGAUGCAAUCAAAUCAAAGCCUUGUGUCAGUACACAUGGCAAGAGUGGUCUCGUGCAUCCAGGACCGUGCAAGAAACCCGACUUCUUAAGAGGUGGGUGCCUUCCUAGGUACAAAAGUUCUGCCCUCGGCUUUGUCAGCAUUCCUGCAACAGACCAUCAGUAUUAGCACAAACUGAGCUGAAAAAAUCAGCUGUUGAUUUUCUAUCUGAUACUUACGACAACGGCCUACGUUAAUUCACAAUUCCAUUUUAACUAGCAGGACUUUUCCACUUUGAAAGUUAAACAGCAACUUUGUCAGUGACUACACUACAAAUUCAUAAUACCUGAUAGUUUUAUAUGUAAAGACUUAUGUGGAAGGCAAAUUAACAGGUUUCCAUGAGACACCAAAGAAAUGAGGACUCUAAACUGGGUGGAGCAGGGUCUUCACCUUUGUUUCUGUCAGCUUGUCACAUACAUUUUUGGGGACCAAAACCAAAAACUAAAUACAAUCAACUCAGAGUUUGUUUGCCUGAUUGGAAAUUAAUAAGCUCUGGCGUAUGCUACAGCACACAAUGCAGUUUUAUUAUAGGAGAAAAGUUAAUCAUGUCAUAGCUCACAAAAUUUGGGGGACCUUUAAGAAAUAGCAUUGAUUAAGGCUUAAGUUAUCUAUAAUAUAAUCAAUUAAAAAUAACAAAUGGAUGCAUGUAGAAUGGGUGUGAUUUUUUUUCCAAGUUUAUUUUAAAAUCUUAGAAAUCAAGUUACACCAGAACUAUUCAAAAGUUAUACACUUAAACUCAGAUCAGUAAUAUAUUGGCACCUUUUUAGACGCAAUAUAAAAAUGAAUACACCAUCGCAAUGCU